AUGGACUUAUCUACAGCCACAGACACUUUGAGGUGUACCUUCUCCAACAUGGAUUUAUCCUUGGGCCACAAUUCCUUCAGAGGGUCAGGAAUUAGCACAGCAGUUGCUCCCCAGGUCCCAGUGCUGAAGUCUUGGAAGGGAUUCAUCCAGGCACUCCUGGAUGCUGCUAUUGGCUUUGAUCUCCUGGAGGAUGAAGAGGGCAAAAACUUUCAAAAGUGUCUCCAGGAAGGCAAGAACUUGGUUGAUGUUGCCCACAGCCUUAUCCAGAAGCUGUCUCCACGCACAAGCAAUGUCUGCUCAACCUUUUUCAAAGACUGUUUAUACAAGGUGUUUGAUGACCUGGAAUCUAAAAUGGAAGAUUCUGGGAAGCAACUGCUUCAAUCUGUGCUUCACUUAAUGGCAAACGGGGCUCUUGUGUUAACCACAAACUUGGAUAACCUGCUGGAACUGUACGCAGGACACCAGGGGAAGCAACUGGAGUCUCUUGACCUAACCAACAAAAAGAAGGUUUACACCAACCCCAGGGGCAUAGUGCUCCACCCAGCCGGGUACCAGAAGGUACACGGAGGUCGCGAGAUUCAGAAGCUGGAUGAAAGUAAUUAAUUCUUGGGCUGUGGUUGGACUGUUGAUGACAUCACGUUUCAGGCCCUGUUUUUAGAGGCCAUGAAGCGCAAGUCAGACCUGGAACACUUCAUGCUCAUACAAAGAGACGUGGAUGAGUUUAAGCAGCUCUGUGAGAAGAUGCAGGACAUUCCCACAGGAUGCAGCACUUGAGCACCAGCCUCACUUCAAGACCUGUGCCCUUAGGACAGGCCUAAGCCAGUCCCAGCAGCUCCCAGGGAGGCCUGGGUGGUUUAAAGCUGGUCUAAGAGAGGAGCAAAGGCCAGGGCAGAGCCUCCUCAGACAGACACCUGGUUUAACAUAGUAAUUGUCUUUUUACCAAGGCCACGUGUACCCAGAGAACAUGGUCUUCGCGAAGGAGCUGCGACCUCCUCUGACUUCAUACUUAGUGCUUUUGUAUCCUGUACUUUCAAUUAAAAAAAACAACUUGAACAUGUUUUUUCACUGGAAACUCCAGUUUUCUAGUCCUGUCUUUUACUGUACACUGUUUUG
This is a messenger RNA of Phalacrocorax carbo (great cormorant), 1113 nucleotides long. NCBI's taxonomy places the organism in Eukaryota, Metazoa, Chordata, Aves, Suliformes, Phalacrocoracidae. The record is from RefSeq and is a predicted model, not a curated record.